UUUUGUUAAAAUUUUGUUCAGCGCGUCUUGUAUGUUAUCUGAGGACACACUAUCGCAAUUUAAGUAACAUAUUUUUGAUGUGUCAAUGCAAAUAAAUACUCGUGUGAAUAAUUUAAGAGAAUAAGAUCAUAAUUCAAUAAAUUAUCUCAAAAGAUAUUUAUUAAAUCCCUUAUAGCAAUUGAAUUUAUUUGAGUUACAAGAUAUCAUUAUGCCAAAUAUUAAAGUUUUCAGUGGCACUUCUCAUCCAGAAUUGGCCAAGAAGGUCGUUGAUUGUUUGGGUAUUAGUCUUGGUAAAGCAGAGUUGAAAAAAUUUAGCAAUAAAGAAACGUGUGUAGAAAUUAAAGAAUCUGUUCGUGGUGAAGAUGUUUAUAUUAUCCAAAGUGGCUGUGGUGAGGUCAAUGACAAUUUAAUGGAAUUACUGAUUAUGAUUAAUGCCUGUAAAAUAGCAUCUGCAUCAAGAGUAACUGCAGUGAUCCCACUUUUCCCUUAUGCCCGUCAAGAUAAGAAAGAUAAGGACCGAAAAGAUAUGAGCCGAGCUCCAAUUUCUGCAAAACUUGUUGCCAAUAUGUUAUCUGUAUCUGGAGCAGAUCACAUAAUUACAAUGGAUCUGCAUGCUUCUCAAAUUCAGGGAUUUUUUGAUAUUCCUGUUGAUAACUUGUAUGCAGAACCUGCUGUUUUAAAAUGGAUAAAAGAAAAUAUACCUGAAUGGAGAAACUGUAUUAUUGUAUCUCCUGAUGCUGGUGGUGCCAAAAGAGUAACAGCUUUAGCAGAUCAUUUGAAUGUUGAAUUUGCUUUGAUCCAUAAAGAGAGAAAAAAAGCAAAUGAAGUUUCUUCAAUGGUUUUAGUGGGAGAUGUUAAAGAUCGUAUUGCAAUACUUGUAGAUGACAUGGCUGAUACCUGUGGAACAAUAUGCCAUGCAGCCGACAGAUUACUAGAAGCUGGCGCUCAGAAAGUUUAUGCUAUAUUGACUCAUGGCAUAUUCUCAGGAUCUGCUAUAUCUCGAAUAAAUAAUGCUGUCUUCGAGGCAGUAGUCGUUACUAAUAGCAUACCUCAAGACAAGCAUAUGGCAGAAUGUAGUAAAAUCCAGUGUAUUGACAUAUCAAUGAUCCUUGCUGAAGCCAUUCGUCGUACUCAUAAUGGAGAAUCUAUAUCUUAUUUGUUUAGUCAUGUUCCUAUGUAGGCUUUGUGACACUAAAAGUUCCAGAUAGAUUUGGCCAGAUAAUUCUGUGAUACAUAAAAAAAGUUUACAAAAAUAUCAAAUGUUUUAUAUUGAAUGGAAUUAAAAUUGAAUUGUCUUUUAAAUAACCUGACAGCCUUCAAAAUUUAACAAACCAUUACUGUCUUUGAUCAAAGUCUUAUUCAUAUUCAACUUUGAAAGUUUCAUAAAAAUGUUUAAAUUUUCUCGGUAUGUAAUAAUGUGCUAUAGUUAAAUGGCAUUUUCUUUGUCUGUCAGAAAGUUUACAAGGCUAUUCAACAAAAAUGUUUAAAUAUAAUUGACAGUUGUAAAUAUUCUUUUUAUACAUCUUAUCAAGAUCUUGCCAAUUAUGUACAAUACUCUGCCAAAAGGGUAAUAUUUUAAUUCUAGUCUAUGUAUAACAAAAGCAAUAUUUUAAAACAGAUUUUUUGUAAUUCAUGUUUUAUAACAAAUCAUUCAUAAAAAUGGUCUUCUUUUAAAAGUUUCACCAUUAUUAAAACAAAAGCAUUCUGAUAUAAAUGAAGUUUUUGGAGAUGUUUUUUAAUCCACUAAUUAAUAACAUAACACUUUAAUUACCUUAACAGAAUCUCUAAAAACAAAGCAUUUAUCUGUAUUAAAUGUUAGAUGCAUAUUACAGAUAUGUUGUUUCUUGAAAUACACAUUCUAUGAAUAUAUUUUUAAACUGAAGUUAAUGAAAAAAUAAUUUGUUUGAUAGAAAUGUUAUGUUCUUUUUAUAACUUAAUUCCAAAUAUUUUCAUAGUGACAUCUGUCUAUUUGUUCACAUUAAAUGGCAGAAAUUGGUUUGUGUAAGUAAAUUCAUAAACCUGCAUUUCAUUGUAUCAAGAAUGAUUUCUUAAUAAAAACUCAUUUUCCUCAGGGAAGGCAUGAUAUAAAGUAUUUUCAUAUAAUAUGUUGAACAGAUUUAAAAAAAAACAUGUACCAUUCUAAACAACAUAUAAAAAUAUAUUUAUUCUUACAUUGCAAUAACAAUUGUAUAUAGCUAAUAUUUGAUCGAACUUGGCACUUUUUGGUUUUAUUUUUUCAGUGUAUCAAUAUUUGGCAUAUUGUGAAGCUCAAAAUCAGUCAACAUUUGUCCACAUGCUUUGCCCUAAUAAAAUAAAAAUGAAGACAUUUUAUUAUUGUGCCAAUAAACUCUUAUUUUACUAAAUUUAAAUAACACAGGUGUAUGUAAUUAUUUAUGGAAAUAUAUUUCAUUAAAGAGUAAAACUACCUGAGGAUCACUUCUUAAAGAGGCAACACCUCCACCUCCCAGGGCUUCUUUCAUUACAAAAUUCAGAGCAUGUAUUCCAGGCAGUGAAUAUCUGUAAAAGAUUUUAAUUAGUAUUUUUUUACCACUAUAAGGUGAAAUAUGUCUUUAAAUGUUCAAAGAAAUCACAGUCAAUCAAUAACAUGACCACAUCUAACUAAGAAAUAAAAAUAUUAGCUGAAUCAUAAAAAUCACUUUAUUAAUUCAUUAUCCUCCAGUGAAUUCCAGAACAAGAAAUCUAUGAUUUUUGGAUGUCAUGCUACAUAGACAAAUGUUAUAUUUUUACUCAAAAUCUGAAAUCAUCCUUGUAUUUUCUUUUUCUCUUUGUUCUCUGUAAAAAUACAGAUAAUUACUGAAAAGUCAGAAAUUGUUGUUGCAAUAAAUUCCAAUUUCUAACA
Messenger RNA from Argiope bruennichi, 2860 nucleotides. RefSeq names its product ribose-phosphate pyrophosphokinase 1-like. The transcript is spliced from 8 exons. Lineage: Eukaryota; Metazoa; Arthropoda; Arachnida; Araneae; Araneidae. Gene Ontology annotation, biological process: ribonucleoside monophosphate biosynthetic process; 5-phosphoribose 1-diphosphate biosynthetic process; purine nucleotide biosynthetic process. Bases 209 to 1180 code for a protein of 323 amino acids. Gene Ontology annotation, molecular function: magnesium ion binding; ribose phosphate diphosphokinase activity. The record is from RefSeq and is a predicted model, not a curated record. Gene Ontology annotation, cellular component: cytoplasm; ribose phosphate diphosphokinase complex.